This is a messenger RNA of Chara braunii, 1596 nucleotides long. The record is from the annotation of a GenBank genome assembly. NCBI's taxonomy places the organism in Eukaryota, Viridiplantae, Streptophyta, Charophyceae, Charales, Characeae.
GCGGUCAGAUUCGUCCACUACGAAUGGAGGACGCAAGGGCGACAGGUAUCACUGCUGCUGUUUAAAACAAGAGAGGAAACACGUUGUUCAUGGCAAGAUCGACACGUGUCAGCCUGCAGCAUCUGCGUUGGCCAAGAACACUGCUGCAACCUACCAGUAGUACCUGCUUUACACCGGCGUUUUUCGGAAAUGACAAUGACAACCGCUUUCGUUCUGUGAAGGAUUGUCGUCGGGGGCUUUGGGGGGCCUUGUGGCGGUCGGGAUCGCUCUCUUUGCCUUCGUCUGUAUCUGACCAUGGAGCAUCGCCAGAAGGCGAUCUGUCUGUUUCUUGGCAUCUCUCUUUUCUUUGCGGGAGGUGUAUUACACCUGUGCCGACAACACCCAUCAAAGUUCAUAAAUGAAAAGAGGACUCAUGUGGGAGCUGUGCGGAGGUUUCGGCUGGGAGAGGACACAUUUUUCCUGGAUGGGAAGCCUUUGCAGAUUGUUAGCGGCUCAAUUCAUUACUUCAGAAUUCAUCCAGAGUAUUGGAGGGAUCGCCUUAUGCGGGUCAAGGCAUUGGGAUUAAAUACGAUUCAGUUCUAUGUUCCGUGGAAUUUCCAUGAGCAGAAACGUGGAAAUGUUCGAUUUGACGGGUGGCAGGACUUUCCAAAAUUCUGCAGGAUUGCUCAGGAAGUAGGCCUUCUGGUGAUGUUACGACUUGGUCCUUAUGUGUGUGGAGAGUGGGAAUUUGGAGGUUUUCCUGAAUGGCUUCUCACGGAGAAUGUUGAGCUGCGUUCUUCUGACCCUGCAUAUUUACGUCUGGUUGAUGAAUGGUGGGAUCACCUUCUUCCUGAAGUUGUUCCUCUUCUUUACAAAAAUGGAGGACCCAUCAUAAUGGUCCAGGUGGAAAAUGAGUUUGGUGCAUACAGACCUAGUAAGAAUGAAAGUCAGUAUCUGAAGCACCUGGUCAACAGAGCCAAGGCUGCACUUGGCAACGAUGUUGUAAUCUACACCACAGAUCAGCCGCCAAGCAUAACAUUCGGAAGUCUUCCAGGAGGCAGUGUCUAUUCAGCUGUUGAUUUUGGCAUGUAUCAAGACUCUGCUGCAGCCUUCAAGAUUCAGAAGGACUUCAACGCACCAGGGCCCUCACCCCCCAUGAACACGGAGUAUUACACAGGGUGGUUCACAUGCUGGAAGGAUCCAAUAUCAAUUACAGAUUUUUCAAUCCUCGCAAAAGGAUUGAUCGGUGUUUUCAAAAUGAAUGCAUCCGUCAGCUUCUACAUGGCCCAUGGUGGAACCAACUUUGGCUACUGGUCUGGUGCCUAUGGUUCGGAAACAAAGUUUGCAACGGACAUCACAUCAUAUGAUUAUGAUGCGCCCAUAAGAGAGGAUGGAGACCUUAGACAACCCAAGUUUGAUGGUGGGUUUCAACCCGUUCUUGUUGACAUUUGAACUCUCUGUGACUACAACUUUGGCUUUCCUCACCUGGGAUGCGGGAUUCACUGCCUUGUCUCCUGGCCACCACUCCUACCUCCUCCACCUCCUGCCCCUCCUCCUCCUUCUCCUUGUCCUCGUGCUCGUCCGCCUCCUCCUCCUGUUGCUGUUGCAUUAAGCAGU